GCAAACAAUUUCUUGCUUAUGCAACAUGCAACUAAUUUUGCAAAUAAAAUUUUGAACUGAGAUUGAUUUAAUAAAGAAAUUUACUUAUUUUAUGAAAGAAAUGUUGAUUUGUUUUGGAAGUCCGUUAAUUGAUGUUAUUGUGAAAGUAAGUAAUGGUUUUUUGAAUAGAUAUAAUAUUCAACCAGACCAAACGAUUAGCGCGGAUUCAUCCUAUAAAGCAAUUUUUCAACACAUCUUGAAAUUGAAUCCCAAAUAUUUACCAGGAGGUAGUGUAACGAAUACUGCUAGAGUAAUUAAAUGGAUUUCCAGGAGUUCUAAUAUAUUCUAUGUUGGAGCAAUUGGCAACGAUACCUUUGGAAGUUUAAUUAAAAAUAAAUUGGAAAGUGAGCAUAUUGAUUGUUAUUUACCAAUUGUUGAUGAUAUUGAUACUGGAAAAUGCGCUGUUUUUAUUUCUGGAAAUGGACAACAUAGAUCUCUAAUUACGAACUUGGGUGCAUCUCAACUGUUUUCAGUUAAGGAGUUAAGUUCAAAUAAAUUAAGGGAAACAAUUGAGAGCUCCUUGUUUCUAUAUAUCUCUGCAUUAUUUCUUUCUGUAUCUAUUGAAGUUACUAAAAAUGUAGUUGAGGAGUUCAAAAAGCUUAACAAGAAGAUUAUCAUUAAUUUGGGUGCUGAUUUUGUUAUUAAUAAAUAUCCAGAUUUAGUUUCAUAUCUGUAUAAAAAUUCUCAUGUUGUAGUUGGAAAUGAAAAGGAAUUUUUAUGCUUUGCAAGAAAUAAUAAAGCGACUUUGGAAGGGAAAACCUUAGAUGAUAUCAUAAUAGAUACGGACAGUAUCUUUUCUACAAAUUCUGAUCGUUUGUUACUGGUAACAAGAGGAUAUGAAUCAGUUUUAACAUAUGAAAAUAAAUUAAUUAGAUAUUUUGAUGUUGAACCAGUUGAAAAUAUUGUUGAUACCAAUGGGGCAGGUGAUGCCUUCAUUGGAGGAUUUUUAGCCAAGUAUAUUGAAAAUGCAGAGUUAGAUACCUGUGUCAAAUGUGGUAUAUGGUGUGCAAGAGAAAUUGUACAAUGUGUUGGAUGUGAUUUUAAUAGCCAAGUUUCAUAUAAUAAUAUAUAAUGUGGGAAAAAUAAUGUAUUAUUUAGUUACUUAAUCAUAUAUAAAGAAUAGAGAUAAGAGAAUUCUUUAAACAAAUUUAUCUAUAUACAAAUUGUGUCAUUGUAUCUUUAUUCAAUAAUAAAUUUACAAGGAAUUCUUGU
Sitophilus oryzae (rice weevil) is the source of this 1251-nucleotide messenger RNA. Its product is annotated as adenosine kinase-like. Gene Ontology annotation, biological process: purine ribonucleoside salvage. NCBI's taxonomy places the organism in Eukaryota, Metazoa, Arthropoda, Insecta, Coleoptera, Curculionidae. The coding region runs from base 92 to 1111 and encodes 339 amino acids. Gene Ontology annotation, cellular component: cytosol; nucleus. The transcript is spliced from 4 exons. The record is from RefSeq and is a predicted model, not a curated record. Gene Ontology annotation, molecular function: adenosine kinase activity.